Messenger RNA from Lepus europaeus (European hare), 846 nucleotides. It is a transcript of the gene SNAPIN, whose product is annotated as SNAP associated protein. Lineage: Eukaryota; Metazoa; Chordata; Mammalia; Lagomorpha; Leporidae. Gene Ontology annotation, cellular component: BLOC-1 complex; synaptic vesicle; BORC complex. Gene Ontology annotation, biological process: regulation of synaptic vesicle exocytosis; lysosome organization; lysosome localization. The transcript has 4 exons. The coding region runs from base 31 to 441 and encodes 136 amino acids. The record is from RefSeq and is a predicted model, not a curated record. Gene Ontology annotation, molecular function: SNARE binding.
GGCAGGUUCCGGGCGCGGAGGCAGGUCGUGAUGGCUGCGGCUGGUUCCGCGGCUGUGUCCGGGGCAGGGACCCCGGUUGCGGGGCCUUCAGGCCGCGACCUCUUCGCCGAGGGACUCCUCGAGUUCCUGCGACCCGCUGUGCAGCAGCUCGACUCUCACGUUCACGCGGUCAGAGAGAGCCAGGUAGAGCUCCGGGAGCAAAUUGACAACCUAGCCACAGAGCUGUGCCGGAUCAACGAGGACCAGAAGGUGGCCCUGGAUCUCGACCCCUAUGUUAAGAAGCUACUUAAUGCGCGGCGUCGGGUGGUCUUGGUCAACAACAUUAUACAGAAUGCCCAGGAGCGGCUGAGGCGGCUGAACCACAGCGUCGCCAAGGAGACGGCCCGCAGGAGGGCCAUGCUGGAUUCUGGAGUCUACCCCCCUGGCUCUCCAAGCAAGUAAGCGCAGACAGACCUAGGCUUCAGGGAAUAGCACAAGGACUGUCCUCCAGCUGCCUUGCUCGAAGACAUGAGUGGAUUCUGGGAGAUAAUCCCCGUAGAAGGCAGCUCUGCACUUAGGCUUACCCAUCUGUGCAGGGGCCCCAGGAAACCUGCAUACCGUGGGACUCAGGUGCCCAAAGGAUGCAAAUCAGUUAUCAGCUGAGGCCUCUCCAUACUGGAGGCCCACUGUUCAGGCCUCAGUGGGCAGAGUAGGCCUCCUAGGUUAACAAGCCCGGGCAGCAUGUCCCCUCCCCGUGAGAGGGCAAAGGCAAGGCGAACAACGACUCCACCCUCUCCUGCACUGGCUUGAAAACGCUAGCAGUGUUGCUAGACCAUUUAAUUCAAUAAAUGCUUAAUGAGUACUCCA